GUCCGUUCUUGACUUCUCGUGUUUGUUUCGUUGUUUUCGGCAUUGGCCGCCGUGUCGACGCUCGCGCGACGCCAGCAGCAGUACGGUGUUGUGGCUUGUGGUCGUUGGUUAUCUCAACGAAACCGGAUACAGAUUACCGAAUUAAACAAUAUAAAGUUGUUCUUCGAUAUAUGCCGUUCAAGUUUUUCUCACGAUCUAUUUUUUUAAUUUUUUCGCGCACGAAACUAGUGUUUGUUUAUAUUGUGAAUUUUAAUCUUUUAACUUUGAUCGAAGGUGAUUUUUAUAUUGUAGUGAAUAACCGAAUAGUUUGAUUACGGUCUAUAGUGUAUACAACUCUUUCAUGUCGCUUAUUUGGUUUUCGAUGUUAUACUGCAGUAAUGGUCACCUCAGCCUGGAACCAUUGUCUUGUGUAAACUAAAGCUGAUAUGUUUUUAAACUGACCUAAUGUUUAAAUAUUGAAGAAAAGCUUAUCUGUAAGUAAUCAAUCUAACUACCUAUUGAUUUAAAUCUUGAAUAUAUUUUUUAAGUUUUUUUAAAAUUCUUUAGAUAAUAUACCUGAGUGUAGGUUGGCACUAUGAGGCAUUUGUUAUAUGUAUACAUAAGAUUAAUAUAUUAAUCUUCCACUGUAGCUUCUUUAUGCUUUAUAUUAUAUUGGUUUUGAAUUAUAUUAUGAUGUUAUACUAACAUUUUUAUAGGUAUUAAACGUUUGUUUUUCAUUAUAGUACCUAGGUAGGUAUGUUGAUUUAGAUGAAAAACGUUUCGGAAGUGUAUGAAAGAAACGUCUAGUACAUGACGCCUUUCUAAAUCUUUUGUUCGCUACUAGUAUUAUAUAUCUAUGUUCGUGUUUCGGUACUGAAACAGUUAUAUUUACCGUAAAAAAACCAGCUCUGUAUCCUUGGUUCAUAUCAAUUAAAAUAUUUCAACAAAUGUUUUUGGUUACCAUAGUAAUUUGUAUAAAUAAACGCAAAAAUAAUUACUUCUGAGAAAGACUAUCCUGAAUUUUACUUUUCUAAAGUGAUUUAAACGAAUCUAUAUAGUUAGUUAAAAUAUAAAUGAAUAGAUACAAGAUUGACAAAAGAGUCAUUAUUCAUACACAUAAUUAGCGUAUAUAUAAUAUAAAUAUAUUGAUUUAAAAAGUAUUUAGAUAGACUUUUAAGGAUACAAUUUUAUUAAUUUAUUCAAUUUAAAUAGAUACCUAUAUAAGGUACCUAUUUACUCAGUUCCAGAUAUUAUCUAAUUGAUGGUUUGAAUUGAUUAUGUUAUUGUUUAUUUUCUAUAAAGUCUUAAAUAUAGCUAUGAUAUAUUUUAAAAAGUAACAUUAAUAAGUAUUACCUCAUUUAAAGUUUAUACUCUCUCAGUAGGUCCUAAAAUAGUACAAAAUGUUCAGUGUUCAGCUCGAAAUUCUAGUGCUAUAAAAAAAAGGUUUCAUUUUGAAAAGGCGCCAAAAAUGUAAACACGUUUCUGCUCAACUCAUCUGGAGAAGUAAAUUUUUUUUUGGAAUUUUCUUUUUAGACAAUUUGAGAUAAAUGCCGUUUUAAAAUACUAGUUACCUAUAUUGUUCUUAUUUUACCAUCCUUAUGUUUGUUGAUUCUGCUAAUGAAUAUAGUGUUAGCUACUUACUUUUGAUUUUCAAAACUGAAAUAGUAAAAAUAUAAAUGUAGGUAUAAUAAAUUAUUUAGGAGAUUUGAGAUUAGAGACAGGAUUAGGCUAGUUGAAAUAAAUUUGAGUGCUGACAAUUUUAGUUUUCACCAACCCGUUGACGGGAUGUAUCACUUUUAAGUUUGGCAUUUUUGAGAGAUACAUGAGUUUGUUUUUUUUUUUUUAAAUCAGAAGUUAUCACACGUUUUAAUCAAAUCAAAUAAUAAUAAUUUGCCUUAAUUAUUAUUUUUAAUAAUUUACCUAAUUUUACCUGAUUUUGAUUAUAAAACGUAGUAAAUAAAUACUAUUUAUAAUCAAUAAUAAUUGAUAAUUCCCAGACAUUAUCAUAUAAAUAAGACAAAUAAACAUUAACAAAAAUGAACAAGAAAACCUUUUAUAACCAUGUAAUGUAAUUGACAUAGAGCUACAUCUCACAAAUUGGCCAUUGGAGUUUAAAUCACUAAAUAGUAAAAUUAAAUGUUUAAACAUGUUUUGCUAUUUGGAAAUAAAAGUACAGUCGAACUUGGUUAACUCGAAAUAGUCGAUACCUCGAACUUUUUACCCGGUCCCUAGAAUUUCUUAUUUAAACAAUUCAAAAAAAUCUUGUUUAACUCAAGUCUUUUCGAAUUAUUAUGUAUUUAUACCUAUUUACUAUAGAACAGUUUUUCCCUCUCCAACUUUUUUGAUUUUGAGCAAAGCGAGAAACAUAUUGGCUUUACAAUGAUGUUUUUUUUUAUUUCUAUGAACAACUUUUCCUACAGAAAUUUCGCUCCGAUUUUUAAGUGUACCCACUUUUUCUGGAAGUAAAUUUUACUGGAAUGUUAUUUUUGAUUUUUACAGUGUUUUCAUAAUAAAUGGGAAAAACUGGACAUUUUACGAAAUGUAUUACUUGAAAGUCUUAAAUAUUACGGCUUUUCAAAAUACGUAUAACCGAAUUCAGCUCAGAAUCGUUUUUUGUUAAUAAUGAUGAAUGGUUACGUACAUAUAUAUACAUUAAUUUCCCCAUUACCUUCCCAAUUUCUCACCUACAACAGUGGCCCACUCAUCGUGCGAAGUAUGUCCAUUUGUUUUUUAUUCUACGUCCCCCUUGUAGGUUUCCAAAGAUCUCAUCCCUUCCCUAAUAAUUAAAAGUAUGAAUUUUUUGCUUUUAAUUUUUUGUCUGGUAAAUUUGCAUAUUUUAUUCUUACAAUUUCAUCAUCACUAUAUUACCCCCUUACGCAGUAAUUUAAUUCCUCCCUAGGAAUAUGAAUUUUAUGAGAUAGAUACAUUUUUGAUUUUUAAGGGGAUUGAGUUCAAAAUUGAAAAGAAUCAUUUAUAUAUAUUUCAUAUUAAUAAUAACAGUAAUAAUCGUAAUCAAAAUAUUUUUCGAAAUAUUUUUGUUCGAAGCCAGAAUUUUACAAUUACUCGGGAACCUCUUGGAAACUAAUGCAUCUUUCUCAUGGCCUGCAUAGAGUAUUACCUAUUAUUUUAUAUAUUAUGUUUGUUGUUAGAUGUAUUGUCUUAGAACUUUCACCCGCCAAACUAUUCUCAUAUUUAUAAUUUGUUCAUAAUCAUAAAUAUAUUUCUGUGAGAAUACUUAGUCGGUGAAUGUUUUUUGACUCGGAAAAACAAUUUAAAUACUCAUUUACAAAAUUACUAUAAUAGUAUAAUAUGAGCAGGUAUUAUGAAGUAGGUUCCUAAAUAGCAAAUAUACAUAAUAUACUAACAAAUUUAUCGAAUAAUUUACCACUAAAUCUAUUAUUUAUUUUAACACAUACUGGCAUACAUAAUAUUUUGGGUGUACACAAUGUGAUCCAUUUAUUAUGAACCAGGGAUUUUCUCGUACGAUUUUAAGUGAAUUCGAUUUUUGUUUUUUAAUCGUUUUAGUUUUAUAUUUUUUUAACAUUAUUUUAAAUGUUUUCUCCUAGAUUCUUCUUAUAUCUUAAAUGAAAAACACAGAUUUGAAUAAAGACAUUUUUUUUAAAAGUUUAGAUGUACAUAACACAUAUUACUGGAUUUACUGCUUAUGACUUAGAACCCUUGUUAUAACUUAUAACUUUUUAAAAUUUAGAUCUCGAAUUGGAAUUGGUUCAGUACAGAUAUUUUGGAUGUAUAGUGCAUUAAAAACAUUAACUAGAGAAAAUUAUCUUGCAGAAAAGGUACUGCAUGACUUGAUACAUCGAAACAAGUUUACUGCUAGAAUUUUUGAAAAAAAAAAAAUAGCUAAUACUGGGGACUAGUGCGGCCAUGUUAUAUGUGGGUGGUGGAGAAGGUGGGAUGCAUACAUUUAUUUAGUUUAUGCCUGUAAUCAAAGAUAAACGACGAAUUUAUGACGAAAACCAAUUCGGAGCGAAGGUUAGUUAUACAUUUUUUGAAAGACUGUAAUAUUUGCAAUUUUUGUCAUAAUUUGAUUUGAUUAAAAAAAAAUGUACUGCAUUAAACAAAAAUUUAAAUUUUUCCUAUCAAAUUUUCAAGCAUUUCUGUUGGUCUAAAAAUUUGUUUACAGAAUACCUACUAAUGUGUAUAAAUAGCUCAAAUGUUUCGAUGUUUUACUACAUCUAAAAAACUAAAAAGUUUACAUUAAGUAUAUAUAAGUUUUCUGUUAAAAUUUCAAGUCUACGAAUAUUUUUAACUGAAUUAAAUUAUAAAAUCAAAAUUUAUAAUAAUAAAAGAAUCAUUUUCGUACAUUUUCUGGUUCUUUUUAUGUAUUUUUUGGUUUUUUUCAAAUUAUUAAAAUAUAAAUCAGGAGAAAAUCAAAAAUGACAUUCUUUGGUCACUAACUAGAUUAAAAAUUAAACAAAAAAGGUUUCUCGGCUUUUUUAUAUUGAAGCAAUAAUUUUUGUAGAAAAAAUAAGCUGUACAAAUUUUAAAUAAUUAAAUCGUUGUGUAGUGUAAUUUGAAAAAGAAUAAUAUAUUUCAUCUUUUUGACGAAUUUUAUGUGAGGAAAAAUAGAUAAACCAAGAUUUGUAUAACUACCAAUGUACUAUGUUAUAUACUGCAAACGUAAUACCGUAAAGGCGUGAAUCAUGUGUUAAAAUUAAGAAUCAUACUAUACUAUUUUGGUUAUAUUGAGUGUGACUGAUAUCAAUUCAUCCAAAAAAUAACGUCUACCUUUGAGUAUUUUGAUAGCUUAUAUGUUUAAAAAAAAAUAGUGAUUCAAUAGUAAAUUCUUAGGAGCCAAUAGUCAAGGGUACUUUCUAAAGGUAAAAUAUUGACUAUUUGUGUUUGGGAACCAAUUCCAAAUGUAUCAAUAAAAACUUUGAAAAAAAUAGCAAACAUAUAUUUCUAUCAUAUAUAUAGCUUAAUAAUAGCCAAACUUUUUUGAAUAUUAUUUUAUCACGUUUAGAAAACGCAAGUGUAAAAUGUCAAGUCUAUGCAUAUAUUAAAUUGAAUUACAAAAUAGAAAAUAACGGAACCAUUAUUUCCGUAAACUUUCAAAUUUUUUUAUGUUUUUUUUUGUUUUGCUCAAUUAUUAACAAAACUACACAGGACAUCAACAAACCGCUUUCUUACUCACCAACAAAAUCGAAAACUCAUCACAACAAUUUAUUUUUCGUUUUUCGUUUUCGAUUGGAGCAAUAUUUUUGGUAGAACGUAGAAAACCGUAACAAUUUAAAAUUACGACUAAAUUUCAUUUUAUACGUUUCAUUUUCCUAAUUAUUAUUAAAACUGCUUGAAAAAUCAAAAAACAACUUACUUAAUCAGUAAUCAUCAAUAAGAUUAAAAAUGAAACAAUAAAAGUCACUUGUCGUUUUUUAAUUGAAGCAAGAAAUCUGGUAAAGAAAACAUUGCGUAAAAAUUGAAAAUGAUGAUAUCGGCAAGCUGUGACCUGCCAUAAAUAUUUGAUCAUAUUUUUUCGGUUUGCUCCAACUUUUAGAGAAACUCAUUAAAAAUAAAUAUUUGAAAUAUCAAAAAAUUAGCUCCUUGAUGUACUUAAUAGACUCAAAUUGCAACAAAAAUGACCAAUUUGUCAUUUUUUAAUUGAACAAGAUUUUUCGAAAAGUUGUUCCCAGAUACAAACGAAGAACUAAAAUAAACUUUUUAUUAUUUUAAAUUUGGUUUUUUAAUGUAAUUUAGUUAAGAAUAUUCGUAGAGACAAUGUAAUUUUUACAGAAAAUAUAAGUUAUCUGUUUUUUUAGACUCUAUACAAUUAUUACACACAGAAGCUUAUAUUUUACCCUAUUGAUCUUAACAUGAAGUGUUUUUAUUUUUAUUUUUGUAUCUGAUGACACUUUUCUAGCUAAAAAAAAUGCUGAACAUUCAAUUUUAAAGGAGAUUUUUGGUAGCAGAUUUAAUUUUUGUUUAUAUUUAUACAUCUAUUGCAAAUACUUACAAUAAAAUUAAAAUAAUAAAUCUGAAUAAAAUACUUUCCAACAUAAUAAGUGUCUUAACGAGGAUUGAUUACUUAUGAUUCGUAUACCUAGUGUAUACACUAUAACUAUAAUGUAGUAUUAAUUAUAAAUUUUGCAAAAGUUACAUAUUAUAAUGUUUGUAUAAUAUUAAUACAUAUUGCAUUACAUAUUUUUGUAAAAUUGAAUUUUACAUUAAAUAUAUUUGUGUAAUUUAUAUUAUUUUACCACGAUUCUAUAAAAUGUUUCAAAAUUUAACGCAUACUUUUCUUUGCUAGUGUUGCUGAUUAUUGAAAAUCCAAGACACAUUAUACAGCUUUUUCUCUAUUUUUUAGUAUUUUAAAAACAUUUAUAAAAUUGAAUAACGUUAAAUGUCAAACUAAGGAUGCUUUUUUUAAAUAAUUACUAUUGUUAACGCUAACUAAUGGUUAACACUACAAGCAAACUAUAGUACUUUUGCAAUAAUUCCUAUUUGUUUUACCUAAUAAAAAUAUAUUUACAGGUUGUUAGUACUUGUAAGUGUUGAUAUGGCUGAAAACAUAGCGUUCAGUGACUGGUCGGAAAAACUUGAUACUGCCGGAACUAAUCAUUGGCUUCCUGCGUAUGGGCUCCAGCAACCGCCGAUGGCGAUAGUUGGCAAUAGCCACCAACAAAACGAUUCUACAUUCGAUUCCGGCCCUCAUGAUCACACAGACUAUUUCGGUGACAACAAUGGUAAUUAUAACUUACCACAUACACAUAUACACGUUUUAUUUAAUGAAAUAUAUUAUUAUAUACGCAUACGUUUACACAACUAUACAGAACGUGAUCAACAUUAUGUAAAACACUAAAUAUCUGGGAUAGUAUUACCUUUUUCGUAAUUUAUUAAGAACAUUUGAGAAACAGGCAGAUCUAAAAUUUGACAUUCACUUUAUUUUUCAUCACCUUUAUUUUAGAGGUUCUACCAAAAUCAACGAGAACAAAAUGUCCAGAGUUCAGAAGGAAAUAAAUAUAUAUAUAAAAAAAAGAUGGACAUACUUCUUCGCACAAUGGGUGGACCACUAUUGUAGGUGUUUAGGUAAGAUAUACAGGGGAAUUUAAUGUAUAUCUGUACGCAACGAUUAAUCCUUGCUAACGAUAAACGAUUCUGAACGGAAUUUAGUUACAUAUUUGAAAGCCGUAAUAUUUACAAUUUUUGUAGUUUCAAGUCUACGAGUAUUAAUCACUGAAUCUCAAUAAAAACAAAAUUUAAAAUAAUACAUUUCGUAAAUUUUCCCCUUUUUCCUACGUUUCUUCCUAAUUGUUAUGAAAACUGCUUGGAAAAUCAUAAAAUGACCUUCGUAAAGUACCAUUCCAGGAAAGUUCCCUAUCAAAAAAGUGUUAAACUUGAUACUUCAAAGUAAAAUUUCUAGUAAAAUGUUUGUACACAGUAUAAAAAAAUAAUAAAUAAAUAAAUAUCGUUGUAAAACCAAUGUAUUCCUCACUCCUCUCAGAAACAAAAAAAAAGAAUUAAGGAAAAAGAAAAUAAAUAAAUUUAAUUUUUGUAAAUUAUUUAUUUAUAUGUACCUCUUUUAAGUUAAAAAUAAAUUAAAUAUAAUUUAAAUACGUGAUAAUGAGAUUAAUAGGUAUAAUAAUCAUUCUAAUUUUGGUCUUAAAAGUUAUAUAAAUUACAAAAGAAUAAAAUUGACCGAAAUUAUAUAUAAACAUCGUAAAAUAAAAUCAUGAUCAAAAAAAAAGAUCUGGUACAGAAGAUGAGAUUGUUGUAGGUAGGAAGUUGGAAAGUAGGAUACACCAUUACGAAUAAAAAGCGAUUCGGAGUGAAGUUUUAAAAGGCCAUAAUAUUUACAAUUUUCGUCAAAAUUUGAUAUUAUAAUAUGUAUACAACAAAAAAAAAAAAAAAAAAAAAUAUACACAGUACACGAUAGUCAAUUCUUUUUUUAGUGCAUCCUAUUUCUUAUAAUGAACCUCCCGUUAAAUUUUCAAACAUUCAUGUGUGGUCAAAAAAUGUUAUCAACAUAGUAUCUACCAAAUAAAAAUUACGUAAAGACUUGCAUAGUGAAAAUAUCCAUAAAUAGCUCAAAAAUGUUUUGAAAAUUUUACCACGUUUAAAAAACAAAUUAUAAGUCCAAAUCUAAGUCUCUUUGAAUAUUUUAAAUUGAAUCGCAACAAAAAACAAAAUUACACAUAAUAGAUUUCGUAAAUUUUCCCAAUUAUUAUGAUAACUACUUGGAAAAUCAAAAAGCAAAUAAUUUCGUUAGUAAUUAAAUCCAAAAUACAACAAAUAAGAUCUCUAGGCAAUUUUUGAUUUAAACAAUAUUUUUAGUAGGAAACGUAGUUUGCACACAUUCAAAAAAUGAAGACGGUAAUGCUGCUGCAUGCUUGAUGUAAAUAUUUGUCAUUUUAUAGUUAUAGAUUGUUUCCGGUUUUUCGAAAUGAUUGUGAAAAUCCCUUGCAAAAUCAAAAAUGAUGUCCCUAAUACGCCAACUGUACUCCGACCCACAAGAGAAGUAAACCGUUUCGCGUAUGUAGACUGACGACUACUGUCCUGUUUCCCUCACUUUAUUUCAUACAUGCACGUAACUUAUGGGACGCGUUUUAGUUGGCAUACGGUUUACUUCUAUUGUGGGCCGGAGUGUUGAAAUAAUUUUGAUCCAAGAGUAAGUUUUCUUUUCGAAAAGUUGUUUAUAGACAUAAAAUUAAAAAGACGAACAUGCUUGAUGAGUGGACCUCUGUGGUAGAAAGGUAUUCGUAUUUAUUUAUUAAUUGGGAAAGUAGGAUAUAGAGGGGAAUUUAAUUUAUAUCUGUACUCGACGAUUAACUAUGCUAAUGAAAGACGAUUCGAAGCGAAGUUUUCUUUAUAUAUUAUUUACAUUGUAAGUUCAUUUUUCCGAUUUUUCCCAAUUCUUAUGAUAACCGCUUGGAAAAUCAAAAAAUGACCUCCUUAAAGUACUACCCGAAAUACAAAUUUUCGUAGCAAGAUUCCUAAUUACAAAGUUGUUCACAGAUAAAAAAAAAAUAUCAUCAUUGUAAUACCUAUCGAUUUCUCGCUAUAUUCCAAAUUGAAAACACAUCAUACUGGAACCAGUAUAUCCUACGCUCCGCUCCGAAUCUUAAAUUAUUUUAUUAUUAUUGUACACACAUUUUUACAAUAAUUUGUCGAAAAAGAAUUAUUGUUUUAACGCAAUAUUAUUAGACAUUACACCAAUUAAUACAGGGAUGCCAUUUCUAUCUACUCUAUUGACAAAUUUAAAAAUACGUUUGUCUGUAUUAAUUCAACUUUUUCUCUGGACCCGUGACCAAAUUUGCAUAGUGCAUAUUCGUUCCUAUACUUGUAUUUCUCAUAAGGAAAUUCUAAUAGAUAAAAUUAUUGGUUUGUUUUUCAUUAACUGGAUUAAUUUUUGUAUUAUUUGUAACUUAUGACAUAUUUUUACGAUAGAAAUUGUAGGGACACAAUGAUGUAUAUUUUUUUUUUCAAGUGAACAACUUUUCUAUCAGACAUUUUGCUCCGAUUUUCAAGUAGACCUUUUGUAAGAAGAAAUUUGACUGAGGUGAUAAUUAAUGGAGGUUUUUUUCUGAUUUUUCCAAGAAUUUUCAUAAUAAAUGAGAAAAAUCGAAAAAGUUUACGAAAUUUAUUUUUGUAUAUCGUAAAUAUUACGGCCUUUCAAAUCAUAUGUAAACGAACUUCGCUCAGAAUCGUUUUCCGUUAGUAAUUGUUUUUCAUUGCGUACUAACAUAAAUUAAAUCACUACCUAUGUAUUCUUCCUCCUCAACUUCCCACCUACAACAGCAAUAUCAACUUUUAUCAUUUUUAUUUAAUUUUAAAUGUUUUAAUACGUAUUAUAUUAUUGUGAUUUAUUUGUUUUUCCCUGGUUAUUGUUAAAUUUGAAUACAUAAUAAUAAUUAAUAAUACCAUAUUAUUAAUUUCAUAUUAUGUGCAUCUAUUUUAUUAACGUAGUUACUGAGGAGACAACGGGGAUACUUUUAAAAUCAAUUUUUUUAUAAUAAUAUUACAAAUAGAAUAAUAGUUUUUAUCACGGUUAUAGACGACGACCUUUGCAAUUUCAAGAUUCUAACAUUCGAUUCGUGUGCCGUGUAUUCUUGGGGCUUUUUUCAUUUUUAUAGCUACCACUUUGUAGUGGUGACAAGAUGUGUAAUAUUUUAUGUAUCACAGUGAAAUAGGCAUUGGUAUCAUUUUUAAUUUAAUACCACAAACAAGUUUAAUUAUUUAAAAAAAUGUAUAUAAUAAAAAUAAAUUCACUAUCUUAGACAAGAGUUAUAAGUUUGCAAAAAAAAUAGACUCAUGAGCUUAUAAAUAUUUAAAAAUAAGUGUGCAAAAACUAAAAUUUGCGUAUACAUAUUUGGUUUUUUUACAUUGAAAGACUUUUAAAUAGUUUUAAAAAAUUGCCACCCCAACUCUAAUUUCUGAUUACACUACUCAUCUACUAUAUAAGUACUUGGAACUAUGCUAAUAAUUAUUAAUUUUAAAUAUUAUACUCGUAUAAUACAUAGGUGUACAGUUUAUCGCAGGAACUUCGAAAAAAAAUAGGCCAGUAACGAGGUAGAAUUACUACCUACCGUUAUUUGGCUUCACGGAAACUACUUGCAGUUUUAAAUCCAUUCCAUUUCUCGAGCGCGUCAUCACCGUUCACUCGUGCUAGAUUUUUUUUUUUUGUAAUAGGUACAUUCUAAUACGAUAAGAGCAAAAUAUCACUACUGACAAAAAAAAAGAAUUAUACUCGUUCUAUAAAAUAAUUAUCUAUAGAAAUUUCAUGGUUUUUUUUUUUUUUUUUUUAAGAAUAAUAGUUUUAUUACUGUAUAGUUUGCAACUGUGUUUUUCAUACAAAGAAUAAAACAUUUAUACCAAUUUGACUAUUAUGUAUAUAUUGUUUAUAGUGUAUAUUUGUGGGAUCGAGUUUAUUAUUUUAUUUAGACGUUCGAUACUAUUUUACACAUUUUAGACUGUUAAAAUAGAUGUGUGUACGGUGUUCAUAGAGCGUGCUGACUGAUGACCUUAUAUUGUGUGUAAAACGCAGUAAACGUGAGUUAUGUUUUGAUUACUGAUGGUAAUUAAAUAUCUUAUCUGGUUGAAAAUGUCUUUUUUGAAAUAAAACUGAACAGUGGUAUUUUUUUUUCUAAGAGAAUAUAUUCUAAUUGUAAAUUGUAUUAUCUUAAUUAAAAUUGUAAAAUUUACUUUUUUUAAAAAAUAUAUUUAUUAUUAUUGUUAUUUUUUUUAUACAAAUUAUCUUUUGAUGACAAAUAUUGCCGUUUUAUAGCUACCAUCCAUGUUGUGUUAAAAUCGCAAUUUAUUAUGAUAUAAGGUUUAUUUCAAAAAAUAAUACACGGAUAAAGACAUAAAAUGCAUUUAUAGGUAUAUUUAAGUAAAUAAAUAAAAUUUGAUAGCAUCUGAUAUGUAAAUAAUUCUUAUAUAAAUGUGUUGGAAAACUUCCAAAUAGGUUUAUAUAUAUAUAAUGUAUAAUAAAUAAAACUUGUUUAUUACUUCAAUUUAUAUGAACAACUAUAAUAAUAUAGUAUUACACAGUGAUUAACUAAUUGCCUACAAUAAAUGUUCAUUAUAACAUACAUUUUUAAAUUCUGUUUAAAUUGUUUAAAAUGUUCUGUUGUAUUUUAGAUUCGAAGCUGAGCGUAGAGCAAAGGAUCUAUUGGUUUUACCAUUAUGUUUGUUUUUAUUUUGUCUUUUUUCUCGAAAAGAAAACUUUUUCCAGUGUAUUAUAUGUAACACCUUUUCUAAAAGGAAAUUUUAUCGAGUUGGUGCAUUAAAGAGGUAAUUUUUUGAUUUUCCUAGGGGUUUUCAAAAUAAUUGAGAAAAACUGGAAAAAGACAAACAAUGAAAACUGACAAAAUUUUCAGUAAAUUUAAUUUACCGCAUUACGGUUUUAUUAUUUUAAAUUUUUACGCCUUAUAUUUUCUACCAGAAAUAUUACUCCAAUAAAAAAACGAUAAGAGAUUUUUUUUUUUAAAUAUUUAAACUAGUCGAUGAGUAUGAUAGUCGUUUUUAAUUUUCCCCAUAGUGAUUUCAAUAAUAGAACAAAACCGAAAAAAAACGUUGAAAGACCUGAAAAAUGUACGAAAAUAAUGUUUUUUAAAAAAUUAGGAAAAGCGGAUACAUAUUUACGGCUUACCGCGACGUUACGAUUAUAUUGUUUUAAUUUGUACGCACUAUAUUUUUAACAAGAAACAUUGCUUUAAUCGAAAAACAACAAGAUACCUACUUUGUUGUUUUUUGAAUCUUGUUGAAGAGUAAGAAAAUUGUUUUUUGAUUUUUCGUGAAGUUUUGUUAAUUAUCGAGCAAACCGGGAAAAUAUGUAGAAGGAAUGGGAAAGUGUACAAUAAUAAUGGUUUGUUAUGUUAAAUUUUGUUUUUUUUUUGUUAAAAUUCAGUUAGAAAUAGUUGACAGAAAAAUUUUAUUUGCGUUUUCUAGACAUAGUAAAAUUUUCAAAACAUUUUGGUUAUUUUGGUGCUAUUAAUAAGCAUUUUAUAUUUGCGAGUUUUUUUACACAGUAUUUAUUUGGUAGGUACUAUACUAUAUGUAGAUCAAAUUGGUUAAUCAAACUUAAAUGUUUGAAAAGUUAACAGGAGGUUUAUUAGAAGUUAAUGUAGUAAUUUGUUUGUUUAUUAUGCUUUUAAGAUCAUAAUAUGUUGAUAUGUUGUUUAAAAUUGUAAUUGAAUUUUAGAUUAUGUAUUUUUUAUUAAAUUGCAUCAUAUUAUAAUAAAUAAAAUAACUGAUGGGGGAAUGGAGUAUGAAAUGAUAUAAUACUUAACCCCGCUGUCCGCUGUAUCAUAUGUGAUAUAUAUAUGAUAUUAUGGUUAUUGGUUAUACUAUGUAUUAUAUAUGUGGAUGAGUAACAUUAAAACAAAUAAUAUAUACAAUAUCGUAAUUAUCAUUACAACAUGUAUAUGUGUGCAAUAUACGGACCAAUAAUAUUUUGAGGUGUACCUAAUAUUGUAAUUGUAAUUUUAAUUACCUAUUAUCAGACCUUGCUGUUGAUGUGAUAUCUUUUUGAGUCCCUUGAAAUCUCAUUGGAUCCCAGUCUACCACAUCAGUGAAAGUUGCAUGCCGGUACCUUACCAAUUCAGCUAUUCCCGUCCUUAAUGAUGUUAGUUACCAUUAUUUCUUAUUGUAAAUAUUGAAAUAUUUUGUAUUGUUGGAAUAAAUAAGUUGUUUUAAAUUUAAAAAAAAAUUUGAUUAGUUUAAAAUGAAUAGAUAAAUAAUACAAAUCAUCAUUAUUAAAAAUAAUUGUGAGUGAAGCUCAGUUAAAACUUUUCCCUAAAUUUAAAUUGGAUUUUUAUAAUUUUUAACUAAAAAAUAAUUUACAAUUUUUCGCGAUUUCUAAAACGCGAUAAAAAAUAAAGUAUUGUCUUACUUUGUACUUUUUUCAGAUGAAAAUGUUCUGUCUAUAAUUAUUUGUUGAUAAAAAUAUCGGAUUUAGUCAAAACACUAUGUUACAACAAUUCCUAGUUUACUAUCAUAUUUCCACGAUUCAUCCCCAUUAAUAUAAAAGGGCAAACAAAUUUGUACUUAUAAGGUGAAAAUAAUUUGUCCUAGAAUAAUGGGGAUGGGUGCAGCACUGUUGUAGGUGGAAAGUUGAGAAGGUAGGAUAUAGACGAAAAUAUAAUGUAACGAUAAACCAUUUCUAACGAAAAAAACUAUUCUGAUCGGAGCUCGGUUUAUAGUGUUGCUUUGUCAACAAUAUAUAAUAUGUUAUAUUAUAGUAAAAUAAUUAAAUGUGAAUCAAAUAUUUUCUUUAAUAAUAUUUGUUUAUUAUUGUAUACUGUUUUUCCUACAUUUUAUCCCGGUUCUCCCAUGUUUUUUUUUUCAGUUUUUUCUAUUUAUUGGGAAAAUCAAAAAAUGACCACCCUAAAAAAUUUCCUCAAUUUAGUUUCCUUUCAGAAAAAAUGCUAUCAUUGUAAAUCUGAGCAAAAUUGAAGACCUUAGAGCUUCAGCCAGACAUGUCCUUCUUCAAAUUUUUCAGUUAGCAAAUAAAAACGUUUUUAAUUCCAAAAAAUGUUUACAUUUAAGUUAAAAAUGUUAAAAAUGGUUGAUUUUAGUUUUAGAAUAAGUAUUAACAUAUGAUUCUAUAAAUAAUGUUUAAAUUUCAAUAAACCAUUGCUAACGAGAAAACGAUUCUGAGCAUGGUUCAAUUGAUAGUAUAGUGAUGUUUUGUCAACAAUAUAUAUGUCAUAUUAUGGUAAAAUAAUUAAAUAGGCAUCAUAUAUUUUCUUUAAUAAUAUUAGUUUAAUAUUGAUCCCAUUUUUCGGGUUUUCCCAUGUUUUUCAUGUUUGCUGGGAAAACUCCUGGGAAAAUUUAAAAAUGACCUCUCUAAAGUACUUCCCCAGCAAGAUUUUCUUUUAGAAAAAAUGCUAUCAUUGUAAAUCUGAGCAAAAUUUCUGAUAGAUAAAGUUGUCCAAGAAAAAAAAAAUCGUAAUAUUUUAACCAAUACAUUCCUCGCUCCACUCAGAAUCUAAAAUGCUACCAGAAAUCAUUCUCUAUUUGUGAUAAUUUGAUCAAUUAUAAGUAGAAAUAAAAUAGUAAAUACACAUCUGAUAUAUCAUAAUAUAACUCAAUAUUCUGCCCAGGAACAUAUUUUGCAAAUAUUUGGAUAAAUUAUUGAUGUAAAUGUCUUAAAUUAACUUAUAUCGUAUUAUGGUGGAGUUAAAAUGUAGAUUUGACAUAUUUGAAUUGCCGUUUCAAUAAAUCCCUCCCUCUUUAUAAUAUUUUAAUUCCGGCAUUCUACACUUGACACCCCAACAGCCCGUGAGGAAAUUCCUGGCACCUCUGUUGGCCAGUAUGCGACUGACAGCAUGUGUCAUUUCGUCCUUCAAACUGAUCUCGUUUCCGUUUUCCUUAUGGAUGUACAAAUAUGCAUAGUUACGGAGUUCUCUGAUUGAAUGCAAUAUGUAUUCGUUAUUGAUCACAUUUUUUUGUCUUCAGUUUAUUAUAGUAACUAUACGGCCACAAACAAACCACAGCUGAUGCUAUAGAUAAUAUUAUGCCUGUAUAAAACAAUCUAUGAAAUAUGUUACACUGUUUUCCGAUAAAUUGACAAAACAUUAUACUAAAUUAUAAGCUACAAAUAUUUUUUAUUAAUAUUGUAAAAAUAAAUUGUAGAAACACAAAUAACCACCCAAACUGCAUUUCUAUAAUAUGGUCACAGAAUCAUAACUAACAACACAAAAUAAAUAAAUAAUAAACAAAAAAUAUUGAUUGAUUAUAAAGUUUAUUUGAAUGUUAAACACAAAAUUCCUCAUUGUAUUCCUUUAAUGUAAUUUAUGUGCAUUUGAUAGUUUUAUUUAAUUUAUUGAAAUUAUUUAUUUUUCUUCUGUUACAGAUGAUGAUCUAUGCGAUAAUGGUGACGAAGAUAACUGGUCUUCGUUCAACCAAAAUAAUUAUAAUGGAAAUCUUGUUAGAAGUACGUCUUAUAUUUACCUAGAAACAAUUCUUGAAGAAACUUCUGAUGACUUGCGGACAGAUUCGGAAAGAAGUAGCGAAGAAGGUAACAUACAAUUUCACUUUAAAAAUAAUUAUGGUUUUUCAUUUAAUACAUAUUUAAUAUUGAAUAUUGCUUUGUCUACUAAUCACAAUUGAUUGAUAAAUUAUUAUUCAAAACAAUUUUAGUUUUAUUAAUAAAAUGAUAAUUAAUUGGUAGUCAUUUUAACGUUUUAACUAAAUAAAUCUAUUUUAUUUAUAUUUUUAAAUAAAUUUAAUAAUUACUAAUAUCUACAUUUUCACACAUUGGCAGCUAUUUAGUAUUAGUUACUUUUCAUAUAAUAUACAAUUUAUAUUAGCUGUAAUUUGAUAAUAAUUUUAAUCAUAAUCUUGUUUUAAUUUAAAUUCUGUGUUUUUAGUUUUUUUAGGGUAUGUACCCUAAUGUUAUUUUCCCAUUCUUCAAUUAAUGUCUUAAGUAACAAUUUAAAUUUUUAAUAUUUUGUUGUGAAAUGGUUCAAUUUCAGAUGACAGUGAAUGUUAAUAUAUUUUUAUUUAUGAUAUACUUUUCACUUGAACAUAUCAUUUAUUUUAAACUUGUAUUUAUUCAAACUUUCGUGAAAGAAAAAUCUCUACCAAGUAUUGAAAUUUGUAUGACCUUUAAAAAAAAAACAUAACAAUUAGCACAUGUGAAAAAGUCUAUGUAUGACUAUGAUUGUAAAUGUACAAGGUACUGUUAUUAAAUAUAAUAUAUAUACAAGUGUUCCACAAAGAUCUGACAAAUGCAAUAACUUUUGUUAUGUUCAAUAUUUUCAAGUUUUUUUUCUUGUGAUAAUUACUAAAUCCAUGAAUGUUAUUUUAUAAAUAUUUAUGAUACACCCAAUAUUGUUUUAAAGAUCUAUAUUUUUUUUAAUUUAAAUUUUUUAGUUAAAAAAAAUGUAGAAAAUAGAAAUAUCAUAAAGCUUUAGUAAUUAUUACACGAAAAAAUUUAAAAUAUAAUGUAGUUAAAUUUAAAUUAUACAGACAUUUAAUGUAGGUAAAUAGGUUUUUAAUAUACAACCUACAUUAGAACAUAGAUCAUAGCUAUUGCCUAUUAUAAUAUUAUAACUGUACAAGAUCGCACAUUUAUUUUUUAUCUUUUUUUUUUUCCAUAGUAUGUGUUAUUACAUUAACUAGUUUCAAACAUGUGACUCAUCUUAUGAACUACACACCUAACAUUCCAUUUAACAGAAUUCCAUUUUUACAAUGACCCGUUUUAUUCAAACCUGAAAAUGUUCGACUAUGCAACCUAAACAACACAUACGUUUUUUUUAUCAAAUGUUUUGCUCAAUUUUGUUGAAGGAGAUUCUAUAAUUAAAAAUAUUACUUUAUAUACUUUAUUUAAGUCUCAAAUGUCUAACGUUAAUCUAAACUAACAUACCAUCAUUAUAUUAUAAAUUAAUAUUAUCAAUAAGUAUAUUCUUAGAUUACUAAUUAUAUUUUUUUAAAUUUACUAAAGUUGAAAUUAGUUUUAUACUGUAAAUCAAAACCAUGAUGAAUGUUUUAAGUACCUUAUUAAUGAGAAGUAAAUUUGAUUUACUUUAAGAGAUACAAGAACUACAUUUAUAUGUAAGAAGCAAAACAUUGGCAAUAUAUUAUAUGCAUUAUACCUAUUGACGUAUUGUAAAAUUUCGUUAUUUUGUUCAUUUGACUAGUUUUGUAAGGAAAGCUAUUCAGCAUUCAAUUUUUAACGUUUCUCAAUUUAUUUUUUGUUAUAAAAUUGAUAUAUUUUUGUAAGACAUUACGAUCUCUGAAUUUGAAUCAGUUUGAGUUCUUGGUUUUAUUGUAUAAUUGUUUGAGAAAUAUGCCCUUCUUGUUACAUGUUUGUUUAAAUUUAAAAUACGUAAUUAACAACUAUUCUGAAUGAAGUAAUUUUAAUCGUACUUUUUCCCCUUGUUGCCAAAGUUAUCUUGAAAUUAAAAAAAAUAAAACCAAUGCAUUGACAUUUGUGUAUCACAUAAGUAAAGUAUAAACAAAUUAAAGUUUCUUCCUUAAUUAGGAUAUUAUUUUUGAGAUAAUUUUAAUAAUAUUAAAACGUAAGUCCUAAACAACUGUAAGGAGCAUUGAAUCGCAUGUCCAGCAUAUAACGGGUCACUCGACAAAUAACUACUUGACAUCAAGCCACGUUAUAACUACAAAAAGCCAUUCGAAAAAUCACCAUCAACAUAAUCCGAAAAAAUAUCUUACAAUAUUGUUAGUCAUAUAUUCAUUUAACAGAAUUUAUAUCAUCAAAAGGCCUCACGACAAUUAACCGAUAUAAAGCCUUAAAUCAUAUGCAAUACACAUUGUAUAUGAUCAAGCAUAAAACAACACAAUAACAUACAACACUACCAGCUGAACUAUACAUAUUGACCUUUCUAAUAAUAUACAUAAUAAGAAUGUAGUCAAUUUAUUUUACCUAAUUUUAUGAUUGAUAGUAUUAUGUGUUCUUGUGUGGCUUUAUGUCUAGUGGUUAUUUUUUCGGGUGCUUUUUGACAAUUUAAAUACCGUGUGGUAUGUGUACCCAAAUAUUAUAUGAUUGAAACUGUGAUAUUUUUAGAUUCUGAGCUGGUUUUACUCCAAAGUGUAACGCAUUUUCUGAAGGCAAUUUUCGUGGUGGUUAGUACUUAGAGAAGGUCAUUUUUUUGAUUUUCCAAACAGUUUCCAUAAAAAUUGGGUGAAAAAGGGGAAAAUUUAUAAAAUGUAUAAUUUUAAUAUUUGUUAUUUGUUGUAAUUUAAUGAUUAAUAUUUGUAGAGAUUUGAAAAUUUGAUAGAAAAAUUAAAUUUGUCUUUUAUAGACAAGGUAAAAUAUUCAAAACAUUUUUGAGCUAUUUAUAGACAUUUUAAUUUUAUGAAUUUUUUCCGUAAUUUUUAUUCGUUAGGUACUCAAUGGAUAAAAUUGUUUAACCAUACAGAAAUGCUUGAAAAUUUGACAGAAGUUUCAUUAUAAGUCGUACUUUGUCUUCAAAAAAAAAAUUGACUGUAAGACGGGUAAAAUUUGUGAAAAUAAUAUUUUAAUAAUUUUAAAUUUUCGGUUUUUAAUGUAAUGCAGUUAAAAAUAUUUGUAGAACUUGAAAUUUUAAAAGAGAACUUUUAUUUGCCUUUUCUAGACGAAGUAAAAUUUUCAAAACAUUUGAGCUAUUUUAGAACUUAUAUAGACAUUGUAACUUUACUAGUUUUUAUAUGCAAUAUUUAUUUCGAAGGUACUACUCUGUAGAUAAAACAGAAGUGCUUAAACAUUUUAUAGGAAAUUCAUUAUAAGUUAUACUUAAUAGUUAGCAAAAAACAUUGUGUUUAAUGUAUUAGUUUUUUUUUUUUUUUUUUUAUAUAUAAGUAUAUUAAUUUAAAAUUUGGACGAAAAUCGUAAAUAUUACGGCCUUUCAAAACAUAUUUAACCGAAUCCCGCUCAGAAUUGUUUUUCGUUAUCAAUGAUUAUUCGUUGUGACAGAUAUAAAUUAAAUUUCCUUGUAUAUCCUACUUUCCCAACUUCUCACAUAUAACAAUGGCCCACCCAUCGUGCGAAGUAUGUCCAUUUGUUUUUUUAAUAUUCACUUUUGAGUAUCGUUUCGCUUGUAAUAUUUUUUUAUUUUGAAUGUGAUUACCAUUUAUAUUCACUGACCUUUUUCAGAUUUCAUCAGGGAAGAAAACUGGUCUGUAAAAAAUCGCGAUCCAUUCAACUUGUUUAAUUCGAGUGAUAAUAACAAAACGGGCCUCAGAAUGUACGAUAAUAAUGACCCUGGCGUUCAUGACGAUGACGAUAAUGAUACGGUCUUCUACAGGGAUGACUUGCAGGAUCAUCAUGUGUGGACUACUAGUGGGUUAACGAACGGUUGUGGUGGUAGUGGUAGCUUAUUGCAAUUCGAAAGUUUAGAAAAACAAUGUGAACAGACAGUAUUCCGGACCACCGCCACUGCGGCACCAUUUAUGUCCAACAGCGCUGAGUCACUAAACUCUAAUCGUCCAACGACAGGUGUUUCGCGUCGACAUAACAUGAAAUACCUAUCGGCAAUUGCAGGGGUAGACGAUGAAUGCAAUACAAUAGACGAAGACGAAACCAUGUUGUGCAGUACGCCUUUCUCGAGUUACGCAGGUGACGGGUCGUCCAGCGUUAAGUCUUUGAGCAAGAGCGUGGAGAGUGUGCAUUCAGCCGCCAGUCGAAAACGGUAUAACAACAAGGACAACAUGAACGACGUAUCUCAGAGUCUGGAAGAUUUGCGACGGUGCAGGGAUGACGGACUUCAAUAUGAUUCGACGACAACCACGGUGGCGUGCACCGCUCAACCAGCGGCUGGCAUGUACAAAACGGUAGAUUGCCUGAUCGACCCGGCUUACCGAAAAACAUCUGUAGACGAUGAAACAGACGAUAAAAAACCGGAAGACAUCAUACAGGUAGUUGGGUGUAAGCAGCAACAGCAGCAGCAGCGAUCAUCCGAGAACUUAAGUGAGGAUAGCGGUUUCGGCGAUCAGGUGCCUCGUGGUCCAGCUGUGCAAACGUAUAAACCAAUCGUUGAGGAUGAAAACUAUUUUGAGAUGUCGACAAAAAGUAUCGUGACGAUUGCUGCCGCUUUGGCCCCAGUCAUAUGUGGCGUCACGGAAAAGGGAACGGAGAAUGACAGCGGUGGUGGCGGUGGCGACGACGACGACGACGACGGUAACGACGCCGACGACGAAGUGAAAUCUAAAUUUAGCACGGCCUGGCACGGCUAUCCCGAUCUGGGCGAUCGACCGUCAGUGACUACGGAAUCUCCUACGACCGACGACGACGACGACGACCAUCACCGCCGCCAUCAACACCAUCUCCAUCACCUCGACGGUAUGAUGGCGUCUCGUUUGCCCAUGUCAAGCACGCCAAACUUAUGCGCCGAAGGUCUACUGGCAGAGUCUGGCGGGGACUAUAUGCGCUCUAAAAAACUUCUUGAUUCCACCGUAUCGUUGGACAGAUCGCAUUCGUUGAAACGUAUACACUACGAGAGUGAGUCGGCUUUAAGUAUCGCAUCUUCGCGUGGCAGUAAUCUACUGAUAACCACCAGUUUUGUCAGCUUAGCCGCGGCGCCAACUCCCAACAAAGGCGUACAUUUUUGUCCCGUCGUGUCUGAAGUCAAUUGGCGCGAAAGUUUCAGUAGUAGCAGCUGCACCGAUAUCGGUGAUAAUGGGUCAGACGAACCGCUGGAAACAGAAGAUGAUGACGACUACGACCGGGUCAGUGACGAAGUCGACGAAAACAUCGACACGAUGGUAAUGAAACUACUUACCAGUUUACCGUCGGAAACCAAACGUCCGAGUGUGGCGGAAAAACAACAGCUGCGCGAACGUCUGGACUUCAUUACUGGUGGCUCCCCACCAAUGUCUCAUAGGAUCUGUGCCGCGCCCACCAAUGCCACGGCCACCGGUUCUGCGGUGCCGCCCGUCGGCGGCGAAAACAGUCGCAAUACUCGCAGUGUGCAAUUGCGACCGGCCGAAGUCGAAACGCCCGCCGUUGCCAUGUCGUCCAAGUCUAAAUCGAUCGGUGGCAAGCUUGGUGGAUUUUUCCAACGGUUUUCGUUGCGUAGGCUGAGCGGCCGGCGCAACAAAAACAAGAAGAAACAAAAAGUAGAAGAAGUUGGCGACGUGACGUUUACAGCCCGGGUGGCCACGAUGGCAGCACCAUCGAGCAAUAAUUGUAGACCUGAUACGCCGCCACCACCCCCGCCCGUUUCAAGCCGAUCGUCUACGGCCGGUGACAGGGGUAAAAAACCGCCGUUACCUCCGCAACCCCCAAUAGCCGACGGGAACACAACGCGCCGGCGCCUCAUGUACGAUGAAAAUCGCGGUAGCCAACUAUUACCAUCGCCGGCAUUGCCGACAGCCGGCAGUCGCGCGUCCCUGCAAUCGCGGUCGCCCGCCGCCGCCGCCGCUAUGUCCCGUCCGGAUCACCGAGCCGGUCUACUAGAGACCGACUUGGACUCAAACGUGACCAGAACAUCAUCGUCAUCACUUAUGAUGGGCGGCGGUGGAUGCAGUCCGAACAAAAAGGCCCGUAGUCUGCUCGACCUGGGUGCAUCGUCAGCCAAAUUGUCUUUGGCCCCCAACGACUCGAACAGACCAUCCGUCGACGGAUCGUCCUCUAAUUCAACCGACUACAGGGCCAAAUCAAUGGAAUUUCUAUUGGACAAAGAAAAUCAAGCGGCUGUUCAGGUAACAAUAGUUAUAAUUAUUUUAGAAAUAUAAAUUGCAAAUAUAUAGGUAAUAUUGUUAUGUUUAAUAAAAUAUACAUAUCGAGUGUGCAGGUAUCAUAUUUUAUAUUGAAACCAUAAUCGAUCCGUUAGGAUUAAUAUGUUGUUUAACGAAAAACGACUGUUUUUAAUCCGAAUAUUACGAUGGACGAUUUAUAUAGGUCACCAGGAAUAAUUCGGGUGGUAGCGAAUUUUGUGGGUCAUUCGGUACACGUGGGGGGAGGGACUGUUUGGCAGAACGCAAUCAAUACACUCAGCACAGCAUCGUAACUCGAAUAAACUGUAUAGAGAAGAAAAAUUGCAUUCUUUUAAAUAUAAUAAUAUCGUGAAACACAAUUGAUCAAAAUAUAGGUAACUAAUAUACUAUGCUAAUAUAAAUAUGUUUUAUUGUCUCGUACACAUACGAGUGUAACACAUAUUUUUGGUAUAUUAUUAUGUAAAUAUGAGUUAUUCCACGUUGUUAAAUGAUGUACACCAAUAUAUUAUGACAUUAUAUCGUAGAUUUAAAAUGCCUUAUCCGUCAUUAUUUAUAUUAUUUUCUAUUCUAUUUUUGUUUUUUUUUAAUUAUAUUAAUAUGAUAUAAACCACAGUGUUAGGGUGAAACACUCUUUACUGUUAUUAAAAUUAUUGUAAGGUCUAUUGAGUAUUAAUUUCUUACAGAACGGUGCCGUCGUUUAUCGAAAAUAUAUACUAUGUCAAAUCCCAUUAAUCGCAAGAGUAAGUUAAAUAUGUUUUCAUCUAAAACGAAUUUUGUGUGUUCCUGCCCUUCUAUCCACCUCGUCAUAUUUAGGUCAUAUUAUUUGUUUUUUUUUUUUAAUUUAUGUUAAAUUUUGUAUGGAAAUACAUCCGUACAUAGUGUUUAUAACAAUAAUAUAUACUGUUACAGUGUACGAGUAUAUAGAGUCGAACCCUUUAGUAUAAUAUAAAUAAUAGUAUCCCAUGAAUGCUGUAUUUGUUGUAAAACGCGUAUUCAAAGUCAUUUUGAUUCAAUGAUUUCACAAUAUUAUUAUUUUCAAAGUGUAAAAUAUCAUGCGUUUAUUAAAAAUAGUAAUAACCCACUGAUGUGAAAAAUAUGCAUUAAUGAUUUUCGAUGAACUGUAAAAACGUGAUAAUAAUUUUAAAUUGAAUUAGCACAAAGAACGGGUGUCUGACUGCGAAUACCAAACUAAAUGAACUCGCUCCACAGAAAAUAAUAAUACUGCCUUAUUAUAAGUCUAAAACAAUUGUUCAAAACAUUUUCAUUGUUUGUAUAUGUAAAUACCAUCAUGCUAUAUAAUUUAUGAAUGUACAGUGACAUUGGAUACAUAUCAAUUCGAUUUGAACAAGUUGCACGGAAAAUGUUUUAUUUGUGUGAAACGUAAAUUAUUUUACCGUUAUAAAUAAUUGAUUUUAUUCUAUAAUUCGAUUAUAUUUUUAAUACGAUUACAGUUGAUCGAUUUUCGUUUACAAGUAUGUAUUUAAAUAUUAUCAUUAUUGUAUUAACUAAGUAUUGGUAUAAUAUCAGAUAGGCUACCUACAUACUUUUUUCCGGUGGAGACGAUUCGUUUAUUGUUUCCUUGGUCCCAGAAAAGAGGGGCUUAAGUUAAUUUUUUUUAGUUUUUAUUACAAAUAAAUUCAAUUUUGAAAAUACAUGCAUCUAUACCACUUAAACUAAAACAUAAAGGAAAAAAAAUUACACAAGUGAAAAUUUAAAAAAAAAAUUACAAAAAUCGACAAAAGCCCUUCUUACCAGGGACCAAAAAUGUAUUACAUACAAAUAAAAAUCAACAAAUUUAAAAUAUAAUUUGUUUUAUUGAUUAGAUAUUAACGAGUUAUAAUAAUAAUAUUAUCAUUCGUUCGGAUUUAUUCUUCUAAUGCCAGCUAUAUUUAGUAUUACUAUAUCUAAGAUUAACUAGUUAGUUUUAACCGUCACUACAAUAUCACGCCACUUUUCUCUAUCUUUCACAAUUCCGUGCCAAUCUACCCAAUGUAUUCAGAUCUUGUGUCAUUUCUUCAAUUCACCUAAUUCUGGGGCAUCCCUGUGGUCGUUUUCCUUGAGGUUUUUUACUGAAAACCAGCCUUUAGAGGGCCAUUCUCUACUCUUCUUAAAAUGUAGCAUAGUUAUUGUAUUCUUUGACCUUUGAUGAAGUUAUUUACCGAUGCCAAGCCCAUAAUUUCCUGCAGUUCCCUAUUAUAUCUCCUUAGCCAAUUUCCCAUAUUCUCAUCGAACAAAUAUUCGCCGCAGAUUUUCUUUCAUACCUUGUUUUUGAAUGUUCUUAACCUUCUCUUCGUUAUCGUCACUGUCGCCCAAGCUUCACAUCUGUGUGUCAAUGUGGAUCUUAUAACUGACACACAUAAUCUCGUUUUGGUUCUCCUAGGAUCAUAGAAGGUAUUUUCCGCUUUUUUGUGCAAAUAUUUAUCUCUUUAGACCAAUCAUUUUUGAUGCUCAAAUGUUGUUUUAUCGAAUAAUUUUAUUUUAUAUACAUGCAUUUAUAGAUUAUAAUUAAUUCCUGCCUACAUAUAUAUACCUAUAACUGUUUAUUGAAAGUAUUCGUGUGUAUAACUUUUUUAAUUGUUUAAUUUAUUUAAUGGUUAAAUUUAUACUAUGUUGUUUCUGAUAAAAGGUGUUUUUUUUUUUUUUUUUUUUUUGUGUAGAACACCUCUUCAGACUUACUAAAUGAAGUCAAAAGGAUGGAAUCCUGUAUAUGCAGGGCUUUAGUAUUAAGGAUUUACUAUGGGGGGUUUAUACUUUCAACUUUUUUCCUUGCUAUUCGCUCAUUUUUAUGCUAAAAUUUCACUACGUUUUGGGAAGUAGUAUAGUAGUUUUAGUAUAGUUUAAACGUAUAGUAUUUUAUCAUUUUGGUAUUCGGUAAUUUAUUUUUUUUUUAAAGAAUUUGUCUAUACUAUGAAAUAGUCAAAUUAAGUAUGGGGUGAAAUUAGACUCUAGUGACGGAGCUUUGCUACGCUCACGGAUAUUAUUAACAUACCUGUAUUAUUUUUAUCUUUAUUUCGACGUUAUUUGUUAUAAAAUAGUUAAUUUAUAAUUUUCAAUUGACGAAUGAUGGCUACUUUUUUUGUUCAAAAUAAAACGAAUAAAAUCAUGAAUCGAAAUUAACUACUCCGCAUUGCUAGUAAAUGCAAGCGAUUAUAAUUUAUACUGUACAGCCUCUGUUACUUUAAACGCCUACUCCCAAAUACCAAACGAUAAUAUAUCUAAUCCCGUUAUAGCUAUACUAUUUUUCUAUAGUUAUUAUUAAUACCUAUAUUACUAUUUAAUUAAUAAUUAAUAAAACGCAUACAGAUGCAUUUUAAAAGUAUUUUACUAAUAUUUUAUUGCAAAAUGCUUCUUAAAAAAAAUGUAAUUUUUUUUAAUAUUUCGUAGAAUAUUAUAAUAAUGUAGUUUAAAAUAAAAAUCCAGAAAACUAAGUAAUAUUAGUGAACUUAACAUUUGUGUUUAAAAAAAAAAAAAUGAAAUUGUUGCAUCAUUUUCGACGAUCUGGUUUCGGCAUUUUACAAAAAUAAUUUGUGUAGGAUUUUAUCUACAUACUUAUGCAUACAAGUCCAGCUUGAGAUUACAAGCAAAUAUUUACUUUUACUUUAUUUUUUAGUGAUGGGUCCAUUGAAGUUUUUCAUCGUUUUAACUUAUGUUUAUCCACCCAUACCUACCCAUUUAAAACUGCACAUAAAAUAUCCGUGCACAUGUAGGCCAAUCAAUAAUUCAUAAAGUCCGCCUACUUCAUAUUCCACUUCUAUGAUAUUUUGUCAACAUGCCAACAUUCAUUAUAUCCAUUAUUAUAAUACAGCAUAUUUUUGUUUUUUAGUCUUAGUUUUACUGACUCCGUUAAGUAUCUUUCUUCGCGGUUUAUUUUUAAUGUCCAGGAAAGAGUAGUUUCUGGGACUUGUUGCCAAAUCCAGAACAUCACAUGAACAGUAGUUAUAGACAUGGUUUGUCUGUAAUACAAUAAUUAUUUAUUUUUCUAAUUUCAUGUCUUUUAUACUUUUACGUGUGUGAAAUUGCGAUAUUCACAACAACUUCAAUUUUGGAAAGGACGCAUAUUUAUUUUCACCAUUUUUCAUAAAAACAAAUUUAAAAAAAAGCAAUAAAAAUAAUUAUUGUAAUAUUUGUCAUUAUGACAUUUGUUUUUUUUUGUAAUAUUGUAAUCCAUAACUAAUUAAAUGGUAUAUUAUUAUCUUUUAUUUAUUUCAUGAAAAAAUGCUCUAACUUAAUUUUAGUUACGUAUUAUUCUAUAAUAAAGUGUUACAAUUAAUUAUCAAUAUUACAGAAUAAAAUCAAUGAUAUUGGUAUCAAACUAAAUUCAAUUUAGUUUGAACCAACGGCAUUGUACACAGUUCCUUUGCAAUCAAUUGUAAUUAAAUUAAAACGGAAUUGUUGAUAUAAUUUAUUUAAUCCAAUGUGGUGUAAUAAUUUAAUAAUGUUAUUCACUUAUUAUGCUGUAUUCUAUUGUCCGAAGUAUGUAACUAAAAUAUAAUACAAUUAUUUUAGACGAUCAUUUUAUUUAAUAAACAAUUUAGUUUCUGUAUAUCAAUGAAAAAUUUUCGUUUGAAAAAUAAAAUGUUUGACAUAGUCUUAAAAAUGCCUAUUAACUAAUAUAGUUUAGUAUAAAUUGACCCACAUUGUUCAAAUUAACGAAUACCUAUGUAGUUUAUUUUGAUGAAUCAUCUACAUAAUAAUAAAACUGCAACCCUUAGCAGUUUUACCUAUGAAUUAUGAAUAUAAUUGACUUCAAUUUAAGUAACAGUGUUAUAAGCCAUUUUGAAAUAAAAGUUCACCUUGCAGUUCCCUUCCCCUCUUCUUCGCUUGCGUAUAUUGUUUGACAAUGUCGUGUGUGUCAGCUCAAACUAGGGCUCAUCGUGACAGGUAGGCGGUUCCCGCCAGUUUGUAGCUCAGAGAUAACGACUAUAUACAGAGUGAUCCAUCUAAUUUCAUACUUGGCUUAGAAAUAAUAUCUUUUUAUUGUAAUGUUUUUGUUCAUUUUAAUUCUGAAUUAAAUUUAUUUUUAAAUAAAUUGUUUGUAAAUUGUAUGUAUGUAUAUAUGUUUGUCAAAUUGACAAUAAUUAUCCCGUACGAUUAGUUUUUAAAGAAAAUAAUAGGUAGUAAUAAUUAAUAAUAACUUCGAUUUAAAUUCUACUCAUACAUCUGACCAUCUAAGUAAUCCGAUUUAUAACAUUAAUUUAAAAAGAUCGACAUAUACUUAACAUGGUAGAUUGGGUCAUUGUUGUAGGUGAGAAGUUGGGAAAGUAGAAAAACGAUUCUGAGCAAUAUUCACAUGUUGAAUGUUUUAAAUAUGUUUUAAUAGGCCAUAUAAUUUUUUUCAUUCAUAACGAUUUUCAUCAGAAUUUGAUAUUAUAAUUCUUAUUAAAAAAAUAAAAUAAUAAUUAGUACAUUAAACUCAAUUUCUUGUUGUGCACCACUUAGUACAACUUAUAGUGAACCUUCUAUUGAAUUUUCAAGCAUUUUUGUUUUAUCAAACAAUCUUAUUCACAAAGUAUCUACCGAAUACAAAUUAUAUUGCAUAGUUAAAAUGCCUAUAAAUAGCUCAAAAAAAACUAAAAUAUUUUGAAAAUUUUACCAAGUCUAGAAAAUGUAAAUAUAAGUUUUCUUUCUAAAUUGCAAGUCUCUAGGAACAUUUUUAACUGAAUUAAAACAGAAAAAUAAAAUUGAUAAUAAUAAAAGCAUUAUUUUUGUAAAUUUUCUCGUUUUUUUUUACCAUUUUUCACGGUUUUCCCAAUUAUUAUGAAAACUGCUUGGAAAAUCAUAAUAUUACUUUCUUAAAGUAGCACCCAAGAAAAAUUUGAAAAAGGUGCUAUUCUUGAAAAUCGGAACAAGAUAUCUGAUAUAAUUUUUGUACAAAGUAUUUAAAAAAAUAUGAAACAGUUUUUAUUUUAAUCGUUUAUCAUAUAUGUUAUAACGACCUAUCACAAAAUUUUAAAAUAUAUUAUUCGGUUAUAAAUAAAUCAUUUACUGUAAGUCGGCAAUAAACACGGGAAAAUUAUAUCUAAUCAUACUUAUAAUAUUAUGAAAUGUUAAAAAAAAUCUUUAGAUAUGUUACAGGUAUUUAGAAUAUACCUAGAUUAUUAUUCGCUUUAACCUAACCUAACAUUUUACAUCGGAAUAACGCUGUAGAGCCAUGGGAAAAUAUGGCUCACGCUAUAAUAUUUAAAAACAAAACCCCAGUAGGCGGAGUCAGUUUGAUUACUGUCAAACGUCGAGCCCUUCCGUGUAUUGUCUUAAAGUCUCCUUAGAAUAGUAUGCUAAAGCAGCCCGUACAUGGACUUUACUGCACAGAAAAACCAUAAAGAACAUUUUAAUUUUUCGUAAUAUAUGGACUUUUAUCAAAUUAAACAACCGUGCUAUCUGUAUCGCUGCAAAAUAAUAAAUCUCGAGGUAUUUUAAUAAAUAUAUAUAUAAUAUUUUUUAUUUUUCCGUGUAUUUCAAUAACAAUAAUUAUUAUUCGUAUAGGUUGCGAUUAUAUUAUAUUUUGUUUGCAUCGUAUUUCAAUCAGUUUGGUUUUUUGUUUUUGUUAUUAUUAUUUAGUAUCGCACCCAUUUGCAUCAUCGUAUUCAAAUUCACAUUAAUUGUAUUAUUACAAUUCUCAUUUAAAAACUAUAUUAUUUAAGAAACGUUUAUAGGUAAUAUUAUUUUCUUUGCAAAUAACGCCAUUUAUACGUAACACGUAUAUUGUAACGAUUUAAUUUAUGUUAAAUUCGUUUUUGGCCAUUUAUUAUAUUGAUAGAUUAUUUCGGGUUUUAUUUCAUUUUUGCGUGUUACUUGUAAAUAUUUCGCCAAGUACUUGUUAUAUAGGUAUCAUGUAAGGCGGACCACUUAAUUUAUAAGAUUAUCUACUCUAUAUUAUACGUAAUUAAUAAUUGUUUUACGAUGAUUGAAUGUGAUGAUUUGAUCUAUUUGAAUGAUAUACCCGAUAAGCGUUCAAUAAUAAAACAAAAAGUUUUCAAUUAGAUUUAAGUUUUACUGUUUAACUUUCUUUUAUCAAUAUUAACGAAAGACGCAAAUUUAUUUCAAUAAAAUAAAAAUAAAAAACAAGUGAACUGCCUCGCUAUAGAAAUAUAAAAAGUUACUUUUCAGCCAUUAUACUAAUAGGUUGAUUUUGUACCCAUUUAGAAUUUAGAAUUUCAGCAUAAUCAAACACUCGCCUUAUCGGUGCAAAUUUAAUGGUAUAUUUUUUUCCCUACAGUAAAAUAUAUAAAAUAUGAUUUUUAACAAUAUUGUGUAUUAUAAUAUUAUAGCUAUUUGUCAUUUAUCCUAUAAUUGUUUAUAUUAUAUAGGUGUACCUAUACGUAUAUAACAUUAUCAUAUCUAUAUGACGCCAUAAUAUACUACACAUUAUGAAUGGAGUGGAGGGUCAUAAAUAUGUGGUCAGGGACAUUGCAGAGAUGGAAUCGAUAGGUGUGCAGCAGCAGUCCCCCCUCCUCUCGCACCACCGUUAACGUUAGAAUAAAGUAGUGGUGGUAUAAUUAAUUUUAAAAAUCCCAUCAGUAAACACUUUUUUUUCAUUUUCAUGUAAUUUAAAUAUAUUUAUAUAUAUAUAUAUAUAUAUAUAUAUGUUUUAUUUAAAUUUGGAAAACGUAGCCCCAAAUAAUUCAACGUUCUUUCUCUGAUAUUUUAGACGCCUUUUUAAUUCUGCCAUGUGGACAACUAUAUUUAUGUUCCGAGAUAUAUAUUUUUUUAAAUAAUUUCGUGUUUUUUUUUUUUUAUGUUAACCAUACGAAACACGAAUCUCCGGAAUAUGUUAGCAGUAAAAAUAGUUUAAGAGUCGAAAUAGUAUUUUAUAAGUAGUAAAUGGUAAAAUUAAGAUAGUAUUAUAUUUAUACGAGUAUAUUUUAUACUAGUCUGUUUGAACGAAUAUUAUUUAAGUAAAAAAAAAUGGUUUACGUGGGGUAUACGCAAUAAUAAUUACAAUUUUAUCGAUGAUUCAUGUCGCAUUCGCUAUAUUAUUUCAUCUUCGAAACUCAUUUAUAGCAAAACGUUCAGAAUCUAAAAUAUGAGUUGUUACUUCUCGGAUAGACAUAAUAUAGUAGUUUGAUUUUAAAAUGACAAUACAAUUUCUAGUACACUAAUCGUGAUGUGCACGAUAUAUCUAUUAUUCGGUAUAAUAAAUUCGAUGUGUAUCUAAUUUUUCCAAAUUGAAAUAACAACGUAUUGUUUAUCAAUAUAAUUUAAAAAAUUACCAAUCCUAAUUGAAAUAUCCUGUUAAUAUACCUACCAUUAUAUUAGAAAAUAUUAUAAUGAUAGUUCUAUAAUAUUAACAGUUUAAGUUUUCGUAAAAUAAAUAGAUACGUUUCAAACAAAAUUCUACCGUAAAAGUUUUAAUUAUAAAACUUCAUAAUUAAUAACCAAGUAAUUAACAUAAUGAGUUGCUUCGAAAAUUAUUCACUAACGUGAAUGAACUUGUUUAAAUUGACAUAGAAAUAGGAGUGGUAUGCGUAUUUUUUUUUAUUUUUUUUUUUUUUGAGGAAGUUAUUAAUGAAAUAUCACAAGGCGCGGACUAUAAUGUUACGUAUGUAUAUUUUAAAAUUGACUACAUACCCAUUUAACAGUGUCUUACGUUUGAAAAAUUACGUGUCUUUAGUCAAACCUAUCUUUUAACAAUGUUAAGAUAAUAGGUAUAUGCGUUUUUUUUUUCUUCGUUAAAAAUCCAAAAUCUACAUGAAUACAUUUUUUGAAAAGUGAAUUUUAAAGAUCAUUAAAUUAUUUCCCAGAACUAAUAUUUAAAUAAAUUUUAAUUGAUUUUUAGCUCAAACAUUUUUUGUUAAAAAUAGUUCUGUUUAAUCUUUUCAACGAUCGCUCUGGAUUCACAGUUCUGUUUUAUCUGGACGUAAAAUUGUGUAUAAUUGGCGAAAUUUGUUUUAAUUGGACAUACCUAGUAGUUCAACAAUAAAAUCCAUUCAAUGAUAUCAUUUUUGGGUGCGUUCGUUAAUUCUUAAUUGAUUUAAUUUUAAAACAACUAAUCGUUUUUGAUAGUUUUUAACUAUGUUGCGUGCUUUUUUUAUUUUCUUAUUUUUUUUUUUUUGUGUAACUUUAAGGGCGAUAUUUGGUAGCAAAUUAUAUGUAGGUGCAGAAUUGGACAGAUCAUUUUUUAUUUUCCUUGUGGUCAUCAUAAUAAUUAUGGAAAAACUGGAAAAUGUAUGCAAUAAUGAUUUCCGUUAUUUUCGAUUUCGUUUUUUUAUUUAUUUUUACCUAACAACAUAUUAUUGUAAUACUAAUUAUUAUUAUCAUACAUAUCUUAACCAAGUGUUGAUAAUACUUAUUAAUAUAUUAUUAUAAGUAGGUACAAUUAAUUAAUAUGACAGGCAUUUUAGUUGUAAAUAAUAAAUGAAGGUAGGUACUUACGUAUUCGUAUCUGCAAUAAUACAAAUAAUAUUUUUCAAAACAAUCACACCCAUUUGAUAAAAUAUUUAAUAAUUAACCUAUAAUCUAUAUAAUACCAUAAAAGCAUAACACGUAAUUGUGUACCUACCUACCUAUAUUAUCCAAAAAUAACAUUAUAUACAGUGACUUUUGGCCGAGGUGAAUUUCCUAAUUGUACGCCUUACUGAUAACGUGUCCAGUGGAACAUUAAUCUGUAAAUAACGGUCAUAAUGUUUCCAUUCUUCGCUCGUUCACGAUAUCGUUCAUUUUUGUGCUGAAUAGUUUAAAUUAUAAUAAUUUCUUCGAUUCGCCUGGUGUCGUUUUACUAUUUCUAUAAUUUCAUUGAGUUUAUACCGACGAAUACAACAUGAACAGAAUUGGACACUGGUUGAACGAAGACGAUUAUUUGUUUACAAAAUCAAUGCAUGCUUAUAUAGAAAGUCGCGUGAUUUGGGAUCUAAAACGGUUACCGAAGUCUGUAUUUCGAGUUAAGAGGAAGCGUUAUGAAAUUCCAGAAUACCACCAUAGUGUCAGUUAUAACAUUCUAGUGAUUCUAGUUUUGUUAAUACUCAAUUAUAAAAUUCUUAUUUAUUUAUUUUAUUUUCAUAGGCUCCAGAAAAUGAACUACGAAAAGUAAAUGUCAACGGUGGAGAACGAAUACUCUCUGAACAUGAACUGCGUAUACAACGUUCUUUACAAAGACUCAAUCUUCCCGAAUGGUACAAGACUUGCAACGUACCUGCUCAAGGAUUUCUGUUAAAGAGACAUAGCGAUGCUGGUCAUACAACUAGUAUGUCUAGCUUAUCAUCCAACCAAUCACAAUCACCAAAAAUGUAUUCUAAUUGCAGUGAGUAGUAUUAUAAAUUGUAGUUAAUUAUUAUGUGAAGCUGAAUAUUUGUUGCCAUUUUAGACAAUACACUGCUUAGUCCACAAACACACACUGCUACUAAAAAUUUUUCACGUUGGAGUACUAGCCGUUUGAAUGGUUCAAAUUCAAAUAGUACAUCUCCUUGCAGUUCUACACGGUCAUCAUUUAACUAUCGGCAACCAUAUUUGGGUUGGAGAUCUCAGGAAAAAUUGUCCAAGCCUAGAACACCAGCUGAACGACUUGCUGCUGGAUUAAUUGCUCAACAACAAAAUGAACCGGUAUUUAACAUAUAAUAAUUUAUUUUUUUUACCUUUAAUAAUUUGUCAUUAUUAUGCUUUAAAGACAUGUCAAACAAGUUUAUCUGAAGUGCAAUCAUCAAUUAAAGAAGUAACUUCAGCUAUAGCUAACUAUGUUUCUUCAUCGACACCAGGUGGGAGUAAAGAAAGGCUAAAUACUGAUUAUCAGGAUACUCCAUCUGGGUAAAAAUUUAUUAACUACUACUAUAUACUACUAUAUAAAUAUUUAACAAUACUAGUUAUUAUUUUAUUUUGGUUUAUAUUCUAUGUUUAUUUUAGGUGCCCAUCUCUCAGAGGUAGCACUGGUCGUUUAUGUUGGUUAGAAAGUUCAUUUGUUGGCAACAAGCGCCCUAGUUUAACCAGAGAUACACCACCAUCUGAAAUAAGCACACCACCAUCACAUCGAAAGGUCACAUCUAAUAGACAAACUCAAAACAAUGGCAGUUGGGUCAACGGUGAGUGUGAUAAUACGUAAACAGGGCUUACUGCCAUGAAAGAAUUAAAUCGGACACUGCCUGCUGUGUAGAAACUGAAAAAAUGCUUAUCGAAACAAUGUUAUUUGAUAUAGCACUCGACAGCUUUUGUUGGAUUACCUUUAGAUUUUAUUUAUUUUGUAAUUUGUUUUCAUUUUUGUUAAAGCGAGUUAGUUGUUAAUAAUAAUGUAUCAAUUUUUUUAUAUAUGUCGCACUAAAGCAAUAUUUCAAUUAUGUAGAUGUUUUUAGAUCAAUUUAUUUCUUUCUUUUUUUUUUUUUUUAGGGUAAAAACUUAGAGCAUGACAAGUACUAUGAUAAUUAUUUUGUAUGUUUAAUAUUUUUUAGUAUUAAUCAGUUGAAUUCAGUUUUUCAAAGCUAUUACAAAUAUAAUUGUUUAAAAUACACUGGGACAUUUCAUUUCAUAAUUUUUGUGAAAUAUUUCUUUGGAAAAGAAAUUUUAAGUUAAUUUAUUAUAUAUCGAAUCAACUUAUAAUGAAUAAUGACAGUUUUAAUAAAAGGUACAAGUAAGGUAUACAUUUUUAUCUUUUACUAAACUUAUUUAUUGUAAACAAAAAUUGUGAAAUCUAGAUAAAAUUUUAUGAUUAGUUCAUGUAUUUUUUAACAAAUUAAAUAAAUAAAGUUAAAAAAAAAAAAAACUAAUUACACAAUUACUGUGAUUAAUAUGUAUACAAUAAUAUUAAUUUAGGGUUUUAGGCAGCAUUAAAUAAUUUAAUUUAAAUUCGAAUGGAAGUCAAUAUUCUAAAUUUUAGUAUUAUUUUUUUAUUUUUGACAGAUGGUUCCUUACAUAAUUAUCUUUCAAUAACAUUUGUUUUCCAUGUUAAAAUACAAUAAUUAUACUUGAUUACUUAAUUUACUUUUAUGUAACAUUGAAAGUCCUAACCUAUUUUUUCAUGACUAUUUUAUGUUUUUCAUGAUUUUUGUAAGAAGAAUUUAUAUUAUAUUUAUUAUUUAAUAUUAAACAAAAUUUGAGGUUGGAAAAUUUUUUAUCGUUGACUUUUCUAUCUCAAAUUUCCUCGGUGCUGCAAACUAUCAUCAUUUCUGUUGAGAUUUAAAAAAAAAAUCUCCUUUUUUAUAUUUAAUAUUUAUACAAAAAUAUUAAAUAUUCAUAAAUCAUGUAUUUAUAAAUGCAUACAUAUAUAUAUAUAUAUAUACAAUUAUAAUUACUGCUUUAUACUGUUGACUAGUGAAAUGUUUUGUGUUACUUUAUAUUAUGUAUAUAUUAUAUGGUUUAAUAUUAAGAUAAUUUAUAGUAUACUAGAUAUAGCUAUUUCCAAGUGUCAAACAUAAUGAAUAUUUGUAAGUACUUGAUGUAAUUUCAGCUCAGUGAACUGGAUAUUUGGAAAUCAAAUUUUGUUUCAUCUCAAAUUUUUUUUUUAAAUUUUACAUAAGUAUGAAAUUAUUUUAUUUUUGUACCUACUAAAACAAUAAUAUUGGCUAUAAUUGUAUAAACAUGUGUGCAACAUUUCGUACAUUUUAACCUGAGUAGUAUUUUAUUUUGUUUUUUUAAUUAAUUCAUUUUAAUCUUAUAAUUUAUUACUUUUACUUUUUAAUGCUUUUCAUUCGUAUAUUUAUCAAAUCUUAUAAUUAAACUUAUUGUUAUAGGUAAUUCAUUAAAUAUCUUUAAAAUUAUUUUUAAACAUACCUAAUUGGUUAUCCUUUCAAUCUCUUAAAAUUCUUGGUAAUUAUAAUUUAUUUUAACACCAGUACAAAAAAAAGUAACAAUUUUUAAAAUAUUUUUCAGUAGCUUUGCUGAUAAGGUCAUAUUAAUUAUUUUAACCAAUAUAAAUUCUCUACUAAAUAUUUUGUUCAUUGUUAAUCUGUUUCUAUGUUUUUUAUUUAUAUUUUAAAUUUUAAUGUCAAACAAUAUUGUGUUUAAAUAUAAUAUCACAAAUAAUUCUAUUCUGUUACACCUAUUUAUUGAUUUGUUAUAUUUAAGUGACUGUAAAUUGCGCCUAUUUUCCCAAAAGAAAAAAUUUAAGACAAUAAUGAAUAAUGUAUAUUGUUUCCAAUUUUAAAUGUUAAAAAAUAAUAAAUUGCUUACGCAAAGCUAAUUUAAAAAUCAUUUAUUUUUCAUUUCAUUUUGUUAUUUAUUAUUUCCUAAAUUGAUUACAAUACAAAAUAUAACUGCAUUUUGCUAUUUCCAUAUACCUAUAGUGCCAUUUCGUGCAUGUGUUUUCUCAACGCAAUUGUUUUCAUUUCACGUCGUAUGUAUUAUAUACUUUAUUAUUUUUAACCCGCUGUAACAUAUUACUAUAUUUGAGCUUUUUAUUAUCUUUCGUUGAAUUUAAUAUUACAAACUUUUUCCUGCGAUUGUUGAGAUUUCACUUUUCGGCACAAUUGCAGAUCGGCCGAGUCCCGGUUCAACGACCAUGGACGAUGUGCUAAAUUCGUUAUUAGGGUUGCAGCAAGGGACGACUUCUAAUAACACUAGGUAUCCUCACCACAAUGACAACAGUGGCAGCGUGGGGGUCCUUAAAAGAAGACCCUACGCCGCUUCAGGUAUGGCUAACAUGUAAGUGAUUAACAUGUUUGGAAAAACCCCUAUUUUUAAUUUUUACCUGUAGUCACUUUAGAUUGAUUUAGUCGCUAUUUUAAUAUGUGUGCAUUUUAGUAUUAUACAACUAUUAUAUUAAUAUGUAUAUACGUAAUGUGUGCAUCUUAGUCGUAUUGUGUGCUCAUAAAAAUGCCGGUUUGUAUUGAGAAAAAACUAAUACUUAGCUACUCUUGGACAUUGUAUUUUCUAUGAAUAUUUUCUUUCAACACAUUUUUUGCUCAAACUAUAUAUAUACAAGACUGGUGAUAGUGUGAAUGUUGAGUAGUAGACAGGAAAAUAAACCUGAAGAUUAGCAUAGCAGAGAUAAAAAAUCUUACAUAAAUAAAUGGAAUCACUAGAGAAUAUAAAAUAAGUAAUAAGUUUAUAAGGAGUUAUGAGUGUUAUUUUAUAGUAGUUGCAAUUAAAUGAGAGAGAGUAAAACUAAGGUUGUUUAAACAUAUGACAAAAAGAGACGAGUCGGGACUGUCGUAAAAGUAGUUUUACAGGUGAAGGAGAAAAGCGGAAGAACAUCAAGAAGACAGACAUAAUUGAGUAACUAAGUGAACUGCUGGGGUGUACAUAUGCAUAGUUGAUAUGGGAGAUUGAGUUAAGUGGAAAUUUAAAACGCCAAGGUGAGAGAAAAGAAAAAUAUUGUAUGCAAAAAAAAAUAGUUCCAGCCAAGAAAAAAAAACUAUUUGCGCCAGAUAUUCAUACCGUAAUGUUCACAUUUGCAUAUAUAUAUAUAUAUAUAUUAUAAUAAUUUAAUCUUGUGUGCUCGUGUGUGUGUGUGUUUAUGUAUAGUUUCAGGUAACACAUUAACAACGUCACAAAAUAAGCAUCUGAACAACGACGGUCUGAACCACAGUGGUACGGCAACUCCAUUUCCAGGCGGGCCUCCGUCCGGAUCGAUCCGCUGCCGGUACUCGGAAUGCCAGCGUUCAGCCACCAUUUAUGAAGCCCGGCGUACGUUCAAGAUGUGCCACAACUGCAAUCAUAUGUAUUGUUCGAGGCGUUGCCGUCGUGCCCACUGGCAAAAUCAUCGGAAGACAUGCUUGGACCGACGAACAGCCACGCUGUGUCAGUCAAUCGUGGACGCGAUCAAAGCCAACGAUCGCUGCGUCGAGAGGCUGUCCACGAUCGCCCGGCGCGGCUACCUAACGCAAGGCCGCGGUGCCGUUAAGUGCUAUUUUUCGGGCAUCGAGCUUGCCGACAAGUUUGUCAGAGGUGGCGGCGGCGGCGGUGACGACAUGCAAUGUGAGCCGGUUUAUGCCAAAUGGACGGAUAUCGAUCCGGAGCUGGAUGCAUUAGAACAACUAUGCAAGACGUACAACCCGGACACUCGAUUCGUACUGCAUGUGUCAGUAUGCGUGCAGAGCGAAGUGCCAGGUCCAGGACCAGUACAAUGGGAACGGCACGUAGUGUACAAGUGCAUCAAGUGUCACUUGGACAAGAAUCUUCGACCUGUGACUACCGCCGCCGCCGCCGCCGCCGAACCGAUCAAUUACAAUAAGGACGCCGUGGGCCACCGCCGUCGUUCCGAUUCCACUGUCGAUACCGUGGCCAGCAGCGGAGGGGGACCGGAUACGUUGAUUCUAACAUCAUUGCCCGGAUACGAUCGCCGGGACACGCACACUGCCCGGCGCGUGUGCUUUGUCAACGUUCAACGGCACCUCCGGCAGAGGGGUGUCGAGUUCCGCCAACAGUUCCCGGACGUCUACCAGAAGCUUUGCGAGUAUGUGGACGGUGACGCGGACGUCAUGUUCACGCCGGUGACGAUCUACCCGCGGGACAAGGUAUCUGGAAAGACGUUCAUGUGCAUAAUCAUGCCGGACACAGAGCCCGAGAAGUUGAGUUUGUUGCCCGAGGACAGCAGCAAGGUUCAGACAAUCGACAUCAGCCUGCAAGAAUCCACACCCACCACUGUCGACGAUCAUUCUCCGUAAAAAUAAUAAUUCGUCUUAGACAAUAAUGAUUAUGAUUAUUACUAUAUCCGCUAAAAUAUUAUAUUAUUAUAACAUGUUAUUGUUCAUUGUUUUAUUUUUAUUAUUAAUUAUUAUUAUUGUUAUACCUAAUGUUAUUAUAUAUUUAAAACUUACGCUUGAAUGGAAUGUUUUAUUAUUAAUUGGUUACGUUCAUGUUAUACGUCAAACACAUUUAAAAAUCAAUUUAUUAAUCUACCUAUAAAAUACAUGACUAUAUAACAAUAUUAUAAUAUAGGUUAGUAUAAUAUUCAAUUUAAUGAUACAUAAAUAUAACGCCACAUAUUAUAAUAUUUAGAUAUCUACCUAUUUUAUUGUUCGAUUAAUUUAUUAAAGUAAUUCAUUGUAUUUAUAAUUAUAUUGUUAACUACUGUAGUAUACUUGUUACUUGUUUGUUGAUAGCAGAUUGGAGCAUGCAUAAUUUGCAUUUAAACAUCUUACAAUAAGCCGUGCAGCACGAUUGCACGUGAAAAAAGUUAUCAAUAUAAUAUCAAGGAGGCUAAUGCCCUAAGGAUCAAGAGGAUGUCAUACCCGCACGAGCUGUUUCAGUCCAACUGACCGGUGAUAGAGCAAAAUCUACCUUGUGCAAUCUACGUAAACUCGCUUAAUUUAGGAGUAAAAUCAAAUAGUACAAAUUUAAAAGAGGACAUAUUCCGAAGGGCAAAACAAUGCGUUGUUCCUAUUAUUUCUAAUUAUUAUUCCGAAUAUAACGUUUGAUACAUCAUUUAGAAGUAAACACUAAUUCAUCGUUAUUAAAUUGCUAACAUUUCAAAACAGAAAUGUAUCGUCUUGUCCUCCUAUUGUCCUCUUUUAAUUUGAUAGUUGGUGAUUUUACUCUAAAACCAAAAUUCCGCGCAGUCUGCGAAAGUAGAUUUUGCUUUAUUUUCCGUUAGUUGAACUGAGACAGCAUAUACAAGUAUAACGUCCUCUUAAUAAUAUAAACAUGAACAAAUAUGUUACAGUAAAAAUAAGAACACCGGUGAAACCUAGGAUAUACCGGUCAAUCAAAUGUUUUACAGACUGCUAUCGGUAAAUAUUCGGAUUUCGAAUAUCCUAAUUUUAGACAUUUAUCAAUAUUAAUUUCGGUAAAGCCCAGGCCCAGGAUAUACAAAUAUUUUGUUAAAUAGUUUAAUGAAUUUUUAUAGUUUGGACUUAUACAAACGAAAUUUGGUAAAUCCUAGGUUAAAUAACUAAUGUGAUAAAAGUCCAAAUUUUAAUUUUUAAUUUUUCUACUUUUGUAGUUUGUCCUUUACUUUAUACUCGGUUAUUAUUGAAUAUACCUACGUUUAUAUUGUUAAUAAAUAUUGCCACAAAAAUUUAAUAUAAUAUAUUACACAGGUAUAUUUUUAUUUGAAUUUCAAUCUGAAUUAUGAUAAAUGUCAAGUGUAUUAAUAAAUUGGAAAACUGACAAAGUUAAAAACCCCAGAAGUUGUAAAGUUGAGGCACGCAUAGGUAUAAUUAUUACUUGCUGUGGUGAAGUGGAUGGUUAUUUUUAUCGCUUAGAUAACGAAGGGCAAAAUGGGAAUACUUUCAAAUUUGUACUAAUAAUCAAUAUUCAACCUUAUGCGAAGAAGGUUUUUUGGAAUUGACCAUAAUUCCUGAAAACAAUAUUGGAAUAUAUCUGCAAAUGGUAUUGCAACUUUUCUUAUCUGAUAGAAAAAUAUGAGACACAAAUCAAUCGGAAAAUGUAUUAUGCAAUUCAAGAAGGCGCAGUAGCCAAGGCUAUACAAAUAAUCAUGUUUGUAAUAAUUAAUAUUGAAUGUACCUAGCUAAUAUUUAUACAUAUAGGUAAUCAUUUUUAAUUUUUAUUGUAAUAUUUAAUACUAAUACUAAUACAAACUUAUAAUUAAUGCAUAAUAAUCAUAGAGUAAUAAUAUAAUAAUGUAAUAAUAUUCGAGUAUAAAGCAAGGGAAAAAAACCAGAAGUAGAAAAAAAAAAUCAAAUUUCGUUUUUUUACCAUUAAGUACUACGCAUACUUUUUAUCCUAAAAUGUAUCAAAAUAUAUCAAAUCUCGUUUGUGAAAGUCCAAACCACAAAAAUAAUUCAAGGUUUGACUAAACUAUUUUGUACAUUAUUACUAGAUUUUACCGAGAUUAAUCGGUGACAGUACCGACUACCGAUAACAGUAGAUUAAGUUCGGUUAGGUUUCACUGGUAUUCUUAUUAUUACGUAACACAUAUUUGUAUAUGUAUUUCCCUUUUAAGUUUAGGUAGGAGAAGAGUAGUAGACCACUAAUAAAACUGCGCGUGCCGUAUUACAACUCAAAUUAUAUUCUACUGCGCACCCCAUACCAAAACCUCAAAGUGGAAUAUCUCGUUAACGGAAAUCAACAAUUUGAACACCAAAAUUUAUUUAAACUAAUAUUCUGUCUAUUUAUGAAUUUUUAAUAUAGAUUCUCAUUUGAAAAACCAAAGUUGGUUAUAGUCAUAGGAUACUCCAUAUUAGUCUUUAAGUAUUGUGAAAAAUCAAAGUGCUUAUUCGAAAAUAUAG
Messenger RNA from Cinara cedri, 39644 nucleotides. The record is from the annotation of a GenBank genome assembly. Lineage: Eukaryota; Metazoa; Arthropoda; Insecta; Hemiptera; Aphididae.